Rhipicephalus sanguineus (brown dog tick) is the source of this 942-nucleotide messenger RNA. RefSeq lists its product as uncharacterized. The transcript has a single exon. The record is from RefSeq and is a predicted model, not a curated record. The coding region runs from base 1 to 942 and encodes 313 amino acids. Lineage: Eukaryota; Metazoa; Arthropoda; Arachnida; Ixodida; Ixodidae.
AUGAGUCUUUUUCGCCCGCUACCUCAUGCCGGCGACCACCUAGCUCAAGAUUCACUGUCAACCCCGGAUGGGAGCUGUCGGACCCACAGCCUAGACAGUGCAGCUCAAGCCUCUACCACCCUGCCCUCCCUCAAUGACCGAGAUCCUGAAGGGCAUCAUCCCGACGGUGCAGGUGCGCCCUGCACCGACGUGCUCACUCUCAGGUACCGAGUUCCUGAAGAGAACUGCCACGACGGUACAGCUGUGUCCGGCACCUCAUUCACAGCAAGCUCUGCGGAACGCACCACCACAGACACUGACGCAAUCCGCAAGGCGGGCAUCGCAGUCCAGACCUCAGACUCCGCGUCUGGACACACCUCACGACAUACAUUGCUCCAGAGCAAGACCACCUGCGGGCCACCGAAGCCGAUGACGGGGACCCCAAGCUCCUCAUCACUUGGAAACGUGGAGACUCCGGCUCCUCUAAUGCCUGACACGCGUGCAGUCCAGAAGCCGAACGAGCCCAUGACAGCAGAUGGUCACCUUGCGCCGAAUGGGAACCGGGGAGACCCCCCGGAGGCCGGGAGGCCUAUGGAGGCCGGGGAGACAAACACGGCUGCAGACAUUGAAGACAUGCCUCUGCUAUCUAAGUGUUACGCUCCCGGGACGCCAGCACAAGACGUUUCCUUGCACGCACAUCUGUCACCUCUGUGCGACGCUAAAGUUAUGGACACUGAUGACUCGGCAGCGCUGAGCCUUCUCCCAAGGUCGCGCAACGAGGGUCAUCCACUAGCGUCAUUUCCUGCCGCUCAGCCUGUUAAGUCACAGCGUGACCAAGGCUUUCAACGACCACCCCGACACAGCCAAUGUCGCCCUCCGGAAUGCUCGGCAGCUCAGCCGGACAAGUCACGGCGUAUCCAUGCAACACCCACCACCGCGACAAAGUCAAUGCCGCCCGCCUGA